Molecule: messenger RNA, 1780 nt
Organism: Monopterus albus (swamp eel)
Lineage: Eukaryota; Metazoa; Chordata; Actinopteri; Synbranchiformes; Synbranchidae
Product: zinc finger protein 184-like
Exons: 4
Coding region: 158-1540 (460 amino acids)
Biological process (GO): regulation of DNA-templated transcription
Cellular component (GO): nucleus
Molecular function (GO): DNA-binding transcription factor activity, RNA polymerase II-specific; RNA polymerase II cis-regulatory region sequence-specific DNA binding
Source: RefSeq, a predicted model, not a curated record
GGGUCCCGCUUUGCGAGAACAAUUGCGUCUAAUUGGCUUCAUUAGCUACGUGUUAGUGUAUGUUAUCAUUUAAACUACCAAAUCAUUUCGCUUCCUCGGUUUUGAGUUGACGCUUUUGUUGGACUAGUGAAGAGGUUUGUUGCAGCCAGGAACAACAAUGGCGAGCCGCGUCUCUUUUCACUCACAGCUCUCCUCCAUCAUGGAGGCGAUGGCAAGGUCUGCCCUGAGUCAAGUCUGCGAACUGGUGGACGAAGACUCGGCUGAGCUCCGGCUCGAGUUGUCUCGGCUACUGUUUGCUAAUUCCGCCCUGGCAGAGAAAGUAAACAGUCUGGAGUGCGAGCUAACGAUUGUGAGAAGCGACGCCCCCAAGUUGUGUAAAACUUAUCGCACCGUGGGUGUACAAACUGUCUGCUACAGAGACGAGGAUCCUUAUGUGCCUGGGCCCCCCACAAUAGAAGGGAUCUUUGGAAAAGACUGGUGUAUGAAACUGUGGAAAGACAGAGACCCGUAUAGUCUGGAAAGAAUCACAGACUCACCACAGUCCUCUGAUAAGUCUAUGGCAGCGCUGUCUGACCAGAUUACUGUGACUGACAUCAAAGAGGAGGAUUAUGUGGAGGAAGCCACCAGCAGCUGUCAGCAAGAAACCAUUGCUUCAGAAGAACAUGAAGAAAACAUGGCCAAGGAACGAGAGCAGCUGUCAGUUGGCUACUCAGCUGGUGGCAGCACUUGCAGCCUGUCAUUUGAUCAGGAUGAAGAACAGAUUGUGUCUGCAGGUGGUAUUGAAGAACAGUCUAUGCAGCUGAUAUCCAUCAGUGGCACAGAGGAGGCCUUCAGCACUCAUAUCAUUCCAAUUGAAGAUGACAUUGAUGAUGAUGAUGUGCAGUUCAUUCAAGAAAGUCAGCAGGAUUCAACAAUGAACACUGGAGGUGGGUCCAGCCCAAACAAGCAGCUAGCAUUACUGACAGACAACACUGAAAACAGCACUGCUUUGGAUAAAGAGCCACAUGAUAACGUUAAGAUGCCUAAUGCCGAAACUACCAGGGAUCCAAAGAAAGACAAAUUCACAUGCCAAAUAUGUAGCAGGACAUUUUUUCAUAAGGGCACUCUAACACACCACAUGAAGUCACACAAGUCAAACUUCUGUAACAUUUGUAACCAGCAUUUCCCUCACAGUACAUUAAAUUCACAUACCUGUGUGCCUCCAGUUCCCUCCCAGAGAGUCAGUAAGUCAUGUGAGCUGUGCGGGAAGACCUUUGCAAACCCGUCUGCUCUCAGGAUCCACUAUGUUGUCCAUACAGGAGAGAAACCUUACAGGUGUAGCUUGUGUGCGAAAAGGUUCACCCAGAAAGGCAAUCUGAAGUGCCACCUGCGCAUCCAUACUGGAGAGAGGCCAUUCCACUGUGUUAAAUGUGGGAAGACCUUUACACAGAAGGUCAACCUCAACCACCAUUUAAUGGCACACAGGAACCGCGAGGUUGUGGGAGAAAAGCGUAUACCCAGGAGAUAUCUUAAGAGCUUAAUGGCUGGAACCUAUCAGUGACUGAUUGUGGAUGCAAGCUCAUUAGAUCUGUUAACUGCAUCUAAAUGUACUGCAUCACAUACUACUUCUCACAUUAGUUUAAGGAUUCUUUCAGUUAUAUUUGUAAUGACUUGUGGUCUGUAGCAUAACAUUUAAAAACCAGGAAUGUGGGGCAAAAUGUUCUUGUCCAGUGUUUUUAUUUAAGCACUUAGCAGUUCAGUGUCUCGGUUGUUCCUGUCAACAAUAAAACAUAAACGUUCA